This is a messenger RNA of Aspergillus welwitschiae, 436 nucleotides long. RefSeq lists its product as uncharacterized. The transcript has a single exon. Bases 69 to 353 code for a protein of 94 amino acids. NCBI's taxonomy places the organism in Eukaryota, Fungi, Ascomycota, Eurotiomycetes, Eurotiales, Aspergillaceae. The record is from RefSeq and is a predicted model, not a curated record.
GGCGCGGAGGGCGUCGACUAUAUAAAUAAGAGUGCGCUGACUUGAGGAAUGAAGCAGGAAGAAGGCCGAUGAGUGGAGCGGCCGGGCAGACAAGAUUCUGGAAAGGCACCGGAGUGGGACCUCAAACCUGCGACGAGGUUGCGCUUUUACCAAUUCGUCCCGAUAGCAGCGAUAAUAGGUUGGUGUCAAUGCCCAGGCAAGAAGCAGAAGAGAAAAAGUCCCUAAACUUUGCUCAAACGUUGGGCGCGGGUGGAGCACCUCGACCGACGAUAAUAUCUAUUAGUGAUGACUUUGGGCGGGUGGAUGAUAAGUUGAUAUGCCCUCGAAACUCUUUUCAAUUCAUUCCAGAUUAGCCUCGUGUGGGUGAGAAUCUGAAGACAGAGAAAUUAAAAGGGAAACAAAAAGUCUAAAAUUCAAAUCUCCAGUAAAUAGUCAG